AAAAAAAAAAAAAAAAAAAAAAAAAGCGAAAAAAAAACUCUCAUCCAAUAAAUUUUCGACUCCGUUCUUCUCUUUCUCUUUUGUUGAUCAUGGAAGAUAGCAAUGAAACCACCUUUUCACCAAAUACGAUUCAAGCUGUGAUCAAACAUGGUUGGAAAGAUACGCGUACAAAAGCAAACGCACAGGCAUUACAAUUAUCAGCCGAGUUCUUUAGACUUUUCACCAUAGAGGCCAUCCACCGAGCAUCGGAAGAAGCAGAAAGAUCAACAGGAUCAAGUGAACAUGACAUUCAAGUGGAACAUUUGGAAAAGAUAUUGACACAAUUAAUGUUGGAUUUUUGACCUCUUUUGCACAAGUCUAGAUAUAGUCCUUUUUUUUUUUUUAUUUUUACAGGCCCUCAUAUACCUCUAUUGAUUACUAUUUGGAUUUUGAUAGUUGAAGA
Molecule: messenger RNA, 442 nt
Organism: Halteromyces radiatus
Lineage: Eukaryota; Fungi; Mucoromycota; Mucoromycetes; Mucorales; Cunninghamellaceae
Product: centromere protein X
Exons: 4
Coding region: 90-341 (83 amino acids)
Biological process (GO): DNA repair; kinetochore assembly; replication fork processing
Cellular component (GO): FANCM-MHF complex; Fanconi anaemia nuclear complex
Source: RefSeq, a predicted model, not a curated record